CGAUUAAAGAACAGCACCGUAAGAACAACAUGCCGCUUCCGUUUCUCAUCCGAUCAGCGUGUGAGCGUGUGUGAGACCACCAGUAGUACACAAAAGCAUACAGCGAUCGGAUCGGCGAUGGUGUUGUAAGAAAAAGGUACAACAUCUUCUCUCGGCGAUGAGGCGAUGAGCGAUACGAUCCGGCAAAAUUGGUCCGCAGCUUCAAACAUCUCCACAGCCAUUCAGUUGUGCCAGUGGUUUUACGGUGUUCAGCGUGUCCAGUUCGUCGUCCGUCGCGGUCGUGGUGUGUUCUCGGUGAAAAUGAAAGCUGUACGCUGGGUUCGUGUUUCGCUUGCCCUGUGCAUCACAUUGCUUACGAUCCCUUGGACAGGGGGCUACAUCGUCGAUCCCGGCCCAGUCGUGAAGGCUACCAAAGGUGAAAUAUGGCCCAAACCGCGGAACCAAACUACGUCACAACAAUACUACACCAUCAAAACGGGAUCAUUUGCAUUUCAGUCUAUGAACUACAGCUGUGAUUUGUUGGAAAAAGCUCUUGAUCGGUAUCAAAAAUUGGUUUUAUCCAUCGGUAACACUACCCGACGCGCGAUGCACAACAGAGGCUAUGCUUUCCAAUCGCGCAAUGAACUGAGCUCCGCUAGUCACGCCAACCGUUCGUGGCGCUCGGAUACAAACUGGGCCGGCUAUCUAGAGCAGGUGCAGGUGGACUUGAAGGCACCGUGCGAGGAACUGCCCCAUCUUUCCAUGGAUGAAGAAUAUACGAUCAACAUUGAUGACUUUCAAGCGCGUUUAUCUUCCUUCUCCAUCUGGGGGAUGCUCCGUGCACUGGAAUCGUUCUCCCAAAUGGUCGUGCUAUCUGACGAUGGCAGCAUGCUGCGCAUAAACUCCACGACAAUCGAUGAUGGUCCUCGUUUUUCCCACCGUGGCUUACUGGUCGACACUUCGCGCCACUUUAUCGACACCUGCACGUUGGUGAAAAUCCUCGAUGGAAUGGCCUACAACAAGCUGAAUGUAUUCCAUUGGCACAUCGUUGACGAUCACAGCUUCCCGUACGAAAGUAAAGCGUUCCCCGAGCUAAGUGAGAAGGGUGCGUACCACCCAUCGAUGGUGUACACCCAGCGCGACAUUCAAAUGAUCAUUGAGGAGGCAAGGCUGCGAGGCAUCCGCGUGAUGUCGGAGUUCGAUACGCCCGGACAUACACGAUCGUGGGGUGUUUCGCAUCCGGAACUGUUGACCGAAUGCCAGGAUCAGUAUCGUGGAAAGCUAGGACCGAUGGAUCCAACGCGUGAAUCUACCUACACCUUUCUGUCGAAUCUGUUCCGCGAGGUGAUCGAGGUGUUCCCUGAUCAGUACGUCCACCUUGGCGGGGACGAGGUUGGGUUCGAGUGCUGGGCUAGCAAUCCCAACAUACUGGAGUACAUGAAACAGAACCGGUUGUAUUCGUUCGAGAUGCUGGAAGAAAAGUUUAUCCAGCGCAUUGUCGAUCAGAUCGAUGUGCUCAACCGAAGCUCGCUAGUGUGGCAGGAGGUUUACGUAAACGGUGUUCGACUACCGAAAGGUACGGUGGUUCACGUUUGGACGGGCAAUCGGCAGGAACUGCUGAACAAGAUCACUCGCGAUGGUUUACCUGCACUGCUGUCCUCCUGCUGGUAUCUGGAUCAUCUCAGCACCGGUGGUGAUUGGCGCAAGUUCUACAACUGCGAUCCACACGAUUUUAUCGGAACGGGCCAGCAGAAAUCGCUCGUACUAGGUGGUGAAGCUUGCAUGUGGUCCGAGGUGGUAAAUGGGCACAACAUACUGCCCCGCAUUUUUCCCCGUGUUUCUGCGACGGCUGAAAAGCUUUGGUCACCGGCAAGUGUUAACAAUGCGGAUGAAGCGGCCCGCCGACUGGAGGAGCAGACGUGCCGGAUGAAUCAUCGCGGCAUACCUGCACAGCCACCCAAUGGGCCAGGGUUCUGUAUUUGAUGUAACCUAUCAACGGUAUUACAUGCUAUGCAAAACAGGAUAAGGAAUUACGGUGAGUUUAUCCGAAACUGAAUUACAAUAAAGAUGCAGAUUGACUGGUUAAAUUUAACAAAAUAAAUUAAAUUUACUACAUAAA
Messenger RNA from Anopheles gambiae (African malaria mosquito), 2098 nucleotides. Its product is annotated as beta-hexosaminidase subunit beta. The record is from RefSeq and is a predicted model, not a curated record. Gene Ontology annotation, cellular component: membrane. Gene Ontology annotation, biological process: ganglioside catabolic process; glycosaminoglycan metabolic process; carbohydrate metabolic process. The transcript is spliced from 7 exons. Bases 166 to 1962 code for a protein of 598 amino acids. NCBI's taxonomy places the organism in Eukaryota, Metazoa, Arthropoda, Insecta, Diptera, Culicidae. Gene Ontology annotation, molecular function: beta-N-acetylhexosaminidase activity.